AAGAAUUACAUUACAACCCACACAACUCUCUGAAAUUUCACUAUCCCCCCACAUUUAUCUCUAAUUUCCGCUAGCCCCCUCCAUCUUCCCUGUUAAUCCACCACCCAGCACCAAAAUCAAAAACCCCUAAAACCCUAAAACCGCCGGAAAAAAAAAAUGCGGUCUUUCCUCUGGUACACGGCGAAGCUAUUCAGCUCCAGGACCCUGACCCGAUCCAUGUCUCAAUCGACAUCGAUCCCCAAAAAGCAAACCCGUGUUCGCGACCACGGCUACGACGAUUUCAUGGAAGUCGACAAAAAAGUCCGCAAAAUCCUCCAAUUCCAAGAGCUCAUCCUCUCUCAGACCAACAACAUGAUCUCCGUCUCGCGCCUCGACUCCAUCUCACGCCGUAUCGGGUUCAAGCAAUUCGAAUCGGGUCGGUUCAUACUCAAAUUCCCCCACGUCUUCGAGGUGUUCGAGCAUCCGGUCCAGCGGAUCCUCUACUGCCGCCUCUCCCGAAAGGCAGCUUCUCAAAUCGAGCAAGAGAACGAAGCCCUUCUGCGGCAAAUACCCGACGCCGUGACCCGGAUUAGGAAACUGCUGCUCCUGUCCAAAACGGGUCGGGUCAGAUUAGAACACAUCCGAAUUGCCCGGAAAGCGUUCGGCCUGCCCGAUGAUUUCGAGUACUCUGUAAUCCUGAAACACCCCCAAUUUUUCCGAUUAUUCGACGCCGACGAGACUAGAAAUAAGUAUAUCGAAGCUGUGGAGAAGGAGAAGGACAAGAGUUUAUUAGGUGUCUCUGCAAUUGAGAGAAUGAGGGAAAUCGAGUACAGGGAGAAGGGCAUUGACGCAGAGGACAUUCGUUUUUCGUUCAUUGUGAAUUUUCCGCCCGGUUUCAAGAUCGGAAAGUACUACAAGAUUGCAGUUUGGAAGUGGCAGAGGCUGCCCUACUGGUCGCCGUACGAGGAUGUUUCCGGGUACGAUUUAAGGUCGCUCGAGGCGCAAAAGAGAAUGGAAAAACGGGCCGUUGCAAUGAUCCACGAGCUCUUGUCUUUAACCGUUGAAAAAAAGAUGACACUGGAAAGAAUCGCGCAUUUUAGAAUGGCGAUGGAUUUGCCUAAAAAAUUGAAGGAGUUCUUGUUACAGCAUCAGGGAAUAUUCUAUAUAUCGACUAGGGGUAAUCAUGGAAAGUUGCACACGGUUUUUUUGAGGGAGGCGUAUAGGAAGGGGGAUUUGGUUGAGCCGAACGAGCUGUAUCUGGCUAGGAGAAAGCUCGCUGAGUUGGCAUUGGUUAGUCCGAGGAAAGCGAAAGUGAAUAAGGAGCUGUCGUAUUAUAGGAGAGACGGGCUUGAGGAAGAUAAGGGAAGUGUUGAAAGAGGAUAUAUCGAGGAUGAUUUCGAGGUGGAAUGUAAUCGUAAACGAGAGGUUGAAUCGGAUAGUGAUUCUUCUGCUUAUUCGGACGAUGGUGACAGUUGUAAUGGGAGUGAUGUGGAGGGAGAAUCUUCUUGCACCUCAGAGUAAUGAAGUUUACUCGAGAUUAUAGAGAAAAGGAGGUGGCGCGAAACAGGGCUUUAACAAAUCAAGAAUGCAUUUUUAUGCCAUCCUACCAAAAGGGAAGAAACCAUGCAAUGCAUUGUCGGGAUUGCACGAGGGCGAUAUUCGGACAAUGAUAAUAGAAAAUUGGGGUGUUACGGAAAUUAUUUCGAUCGGUGUUUAUAUUUGCUGAUUGAUGAGGAAAUCAUCUAGAAGUUGAAGAUAGAAAGGUAAGAAGAUUUAUGAGGGGUUUCUUUAAUUAAUUGAAGAUAAAUUAAUCUUGGGUUCAUAAAUCAUUUUUUUAGGGAUAUCAAGAUUGUGUGUGCAAGAAAAUUGUAGCUUGGUUUGGUUAUUUAACAAAUGAAAUUUAGGAUUAAGAAUUCUUGAA
This is a messenger RNA of Erythranthe guttata (spotted monkey flower), 1900 nucleotides long. RefSeq names its product Ubiquitin carboxyl-terminal hydrolase family protein (gene RPD1). Lineage: Eukaryota; Viridiplantae; Streptophyta; Magnoliopsida; Lamiales; Phrymaceae. The record is from RefSeq and is a predicted model, not a curated record. Gene Ontology annotation, molecular function: RNA binding.